UAAAUCUACGACGUCAACAAUCACUUCUACGCGUCUAUCGUACUUGUAGAUGGAUUAUGAUGUAAAUUAUUUGUUGUCAAGUGUUUUUAAUAACAAGAAAUAAUUUUAAUAUUGUCUAUAAGUGUAAUUAAAUAAUAAACACUUACUUACGUUAAUGCGUCUUUGAAAAAUAAGUAUUUAUCAAAUAAAUUGUCAUCUUGCAAUUGUUUACGUUCAUACCAAUUUAACUUUAUUUCUAAUAAACAUGGACAAUUCUCGCAAUUCAAAGAAACGAUCCGUGGAGAAGGAUAAUUCCGUUGCAUCAAAACAUUGUAAAACUGCAUCUCCGAAUAAUUCUACUUCAUCGGCAAAAUCAAAAGCUUCUUCAAAAACAACAGCUCGAUUAUCAUCCGAUAAAAAUACACUUCCAUCUACUUCCAGAGCAAACAAUCAAUUACCGGAAAAUUCAUUGAAAAUGGAAGUUGACAUGGAUGAAAACCUUCCGAGAAAUUUUCAAGAUAUGAAAAGCCAGCCUAGACAACCUGGAAAAAAUAAUCAUAAUGAUGAUGAUGAUGAUAGUGAAGAUGAUAGCAAUGAUAAAAGCGAUAAUAGUAGUAGUGAAAGUAGUAGCAGUGGUGAUAGUGAAAGUAGCAGCAGUAAUGAAGAUACUAAUAAUGAUGAUGACGAUUGGGCUAAUAAUAAAUAUAGAUUUUAUGACAGUGAUGAGGAUACUGAAGACGAUGAAGAUGAUGAUGAGGAUGAUGAUGCUGAUAAUAACAUAGAUCUCAAAUCCUCAUCAACUUGUCAACUUCAUUCUACUGCAAAAGAGCAAUUGCUUGGAGCUAUAUCUAUAGCUUUGCGACAUCAUUUAAGCUUUAAGGCGAUUUUAAGUCUUUUAGAAGUGUUGAAGCUUAUUCUCAAUUCUAAUGGUUUGCCAAUCACGAAAAAUGUAUUUUGGAAGACAUUAAAUCAUGGCAAUUCUAGCAUCAUUGAGUAUUAUUAUUGUCGAUUAUGUCAAAGAUAUUAUGGUAAAAGAAUUGGGAACAAAUUUGAAAAAUAUUGUGCUUGUACAAAAUAUAAACCUGAAUCGGCAAUAUCAUUCGCAAAACAUUUUUUGGAAAUCAAUCUAUCUUCACAACUAAAACAGCUGUUUUCAAUACCUAAUAUGUAUGAAUUACUACAAUACAGAUUUAACAGGAUAAAAAAGCAAAAUGACGCUUUAGAAGAUAUUUAUGAUGGAGCUGAAUAUCGUCGAUUAUGUUCAGACGGUAAUUUUUUAAGUAAUCGAAACAAUUUUAGCUUGACUUUCAAUGUCGGGCCACGUAGGUUGUUAAAUUCAUCAGAUAUGAAUGCUUGGCCAAUUUAUGUCGAGAUUAAUGAAUUGCCUCCACAUAUGAGAAGACAAUUUAUGCUAUUAGCAGGAAUUUAUGUUGAUUGUAAACCUCUGAAUAUUAAUCAUUUUUUAAUUCCAUUUAUGACUGAGAUGAAAAAAUUAUAUGACCAUGGAAUUGUUUGGAAAUCAUCUCAAGGGGUAGAAAUAACAUCAAAGUUCAUUGCUGUCAUUUGUACCAUAGAUUCUGAUACACGUGCAAGUAUUUUACAGAUGAAUCAAUAUGAUAAAGAUAAUGGAUGUAUCAAUUGUUAUGAUAAAGGUCACAAAUUGUCGGCAGAAAAGUAUGUUUAUCCUAUAUCUCAAAGUUGUGGUCGUUUAAGAACUCAUAAUGAAGUCGUUAAUGAUAUGUUGCAAGCUUAUAACAUAAAAACAACAGUCAAUGGUAUUCAAAAAAUAUCAUCCCUGACUGCAUUACCUUUAUUCGACAUAUGUAAAAAUGUAGUAGUUGAUUCGAUGGAUACAGUCUUUCUAGGUGUUGUAAAACAGCAUUUUAAAAUGCUGAUGAAAACUCCAAAUGCUCCCUAUUACAUUGGAAAGGCCAGUUAUCGUUCAUUGAUAGAUAAAACACUUUUGAAUAUUAAACUACCGAGUUGUUGCUCCAGAAACCCUAGAAGUAUAUCAAAAUGGCAUCUAUGGAAACCUUGUGAAUGGAAGAAUUGGUUGGGAUAUGCUCCCGCAUGUUUGGAAGGUGUUAUUAAUGUUAAAUACACCAAGCAUUUAUCGUUCUUAUCUGAAGCAAUAGACAUUCUCAAUAAUGAUUGUGUGACACAAGAACGACUAAAUCGUGCUGAUGAUCUAUUAAAAAAAUAUGUUGAACUGUUUGAACAGUAUUUCGGGAUACCAAAUUUGUCAUAUAAUAUUCAUUUAUUGACACAUAUCACAGACAACGUACGGAAUUGGGGUCCAAUUUGGAGUUAUUCUAGAUACCCAUUUGAAUGGUGGAACAACAAAAUAAUAAACGUAGUAAGGAAUCCACAUAAACGUAUUGAUGAGUUUACAACUCACUUUUUGAUGUAUAAAUAUUUUAUAAGUGCUGCUUUUGAAUCUUCUGUAUCAACUAAAACGACUGAUUUUAUCCAAGAUAUUAUGAAAACGUCGACUAUUCAGUAUGAGAUCCAGAAUUUCGUAACAGGAAAAUCAGUGGUAAGAUCACCAUUGAAUAACGAAAAAUUAUUAUUGUCAAAGGAAAAUUAUCAACCAAAACUUAUAUCAUGUUAUGAUGAAAUAAUAAUCAACGGUGUAAAAUUUCAAUCACAAAGCUCAGAUGAUACUAACUUUUGUAAUUCUAUCAUCGCUAGUGGAAUGGGGAAUUAUGGAACAAUUGUUAAUAUAAUCUCCUUUCAACACGAGAAUCGAAAAAUUUUUAAAAUUUUUAUGCAAGAAUUCCGACAUAUUAAAUAUGCAUUUAAUACUCAAUAUAUUUCUCAAGUAAAACCAACAAACAAUAUUGUAUGUGUAAGCAAGAUUCAAAAUAUAACUCCAGCUAUAAAAAUUUCAACUGCUAAGAAUAUAUUUAUUUAUAAAUUACCCAAUUGUUGGGAAAUUGACUAAAGUCAAAGAAACUGAUUAGCACACAUAGUAUUUGAUUAAAUACGAUUUUUAUUUUUAAUGUUUCCUUUAUUAUAAUUACUACGGAUUAAUUACCAUAA
This is a messenger RNA of Chelonus insularis, 3021 nucleotides long. RefSeq lists its product as uncharacterized. Bases 245 to 2923 code for a protein of 892 amino acids. Lineage: Eukaryota; Metazoa; Arthropoda; Insecta; Hymenoptera; Braconidae. The record is from RefSeq and is a predicted model, not a curated record. The transcript has 3 exons.